GCACCUAUGGUGGUGUUCUUUUAGUUCUUGGUAUUUUUUAAGAACAUAUUAUUCAGUUUAUAUUAUAGUGGAUGCUUUACUCUUGGUAUAUUCUGGUAUCUGUGUUCUUAUGGGCAUCUUUGGUGGUGUUCUUUUAGUUCUUA
Messenger RNA from Dentiscutata heterogama, 143 nucleotides. NCBI's taxonomy places the organism in Eukaryota, Fungi, Glomeromycota, Glomeromycetes, Diversisporales, Gigasporaceae. The record is from the annotation of a GenBank genome assembly.